AAACAUUUCCGUUUGUUUUGUAACAUCGUACUCGUACUGCAUUCGUAGCAAUAAUUACAAAUUUUCCCAAUUCAGUGAAAUCAUAGUUAUUUAGCACAUAAUACAGUAGUGAAAUGUUAAAAUUGUAAACAACUGGUUCCAAUAGCUAUUCAAAAUGUCAGAAACUAAGGAAAUGCAAAGUGAAGAACGUGAGGCGCUUGCUUCCAUUUACGAAGGUGAUAACUUCUUCAAGCAGGUGAACGGAGAGACCUUCCAAUAUAAGUACGGCGAAGAAGAUGGAAGUAAAUCUUUUCUGUUAGAAAUAUGCUGGCAAGAAAACUAUCCUAAUGAGCUUCCGACCAUCAAUAUGGAUACAUUUUAUAACAGGAAUCUAUCUCGUCCCUUGAAAGACAAAAUCAUCUCGAUGUUGAAGGAGGAAGGCGAGCAGUGGUUGGGUUGCGGAAUGACCUACACGCUAUUCGAGUGCCUUAAGGAUAAAGUGGAGGAAUUGCUGGCGGACGCGAGCCUAACCACGGGUGGAACCGAGCAGCAGGUGGUAAUAGGGACGAAUCAUCAAGAGGAUGCUCAACGCAGCUCCGACGAGGAAGAUGGCGACGAGCGGGGGACAAAGAGCAGUGGCCCCGGAGCCGGUGGAGGUGGUCAGAAGAAGGAACAGUUGACGAAGGCGCAAAAACGAAAGCAGUGGGAUCGGGUCGACAACAAGGGAAACCGCCCCAGAGGCUGGGACUGGGUUGACAUCAUCAAGCAUCUGUCGCAGACGGGUGGAAAACCAGAGUAGUUUUGAACAUUUUUUUGGCUAAACGCAUGCUAAAAGAGAAAAUAAAUUACGUUGCUAUUAUGAAUGAA
Messenger RNA from Armigeres subalbatus, 846 nucleotides. Its product is annotated as RWD domain-containing protein 4. The record is from RefSeq and is a predicted model, not a curated record. Lineage: Eukaryota; Metazoa; Arthropoda; Insecta; Diptera; Culicidae. The coding region runs from base 155 to 778 and encodes 207 amino acids. The transcript is spliced from 3 exons. Gene Ontology annotation, molecular function: protein binding.